GACAGGCUCUUCACAUUAAAAGCUUUGUGUGCUAUUGUGGUUCGAUAUGCCCGCUACGGGCAACCUCAAAAACUUUUUGCUUAACUUUUCCUCUUUUUUGGACAAUCAAGCUGCCUCUCGAUGCAAGAGAGCCUGGCCGUACAGACGUCAUCGCUACGCCACCCCGAACGGCUCACCUUUAUUGUGAAAUUUGACACCGGAUGUAGGAGAAGUGUUUGUCACUGUCGUCGGUGCGGAAACUUUUCUUCUUGCACUCACUGGCAGGAGCAAGUGAUCGCGUGGUGUGUGGCGAUGGAGGUAUUGCGGAGGGUAAUAGUAUGGACGUGCAUGGAUGGGGCGCCGCCGCAGAUGGUUCCCUUCCUCCGGAGCGUGACGGGCAGCUUGGGCUCUGGCGACCAGGCGAGCAUCCGUUGGCGGCUGGACCAGAACCGCCUGCUGCUUUCCCGAGACCCAACCGGCAUCCUCCUCCAGAGGCCGGCCUAUUGUCCCAUCAAACACCUGUCCGUCAAAGAGGCGGCCUCUGUCCCAUUGGACAUUCAGCAGAGGGGAGUGGACGUGGGCGUGGCCAUCAUCCUAGAGUCUGCCGAUCAAAGUGUGUUGCUGACUCGACGAGCAAAACACCUGCGAAUAUUUCCCAAUAUUUGGGUGUUACCAGGCGGCCAUCUUGAACCGGAUGAGACGCUUCUCGAGGCGGGUCUGCGGGAGCUGAAGGAGGAAACGGGAUUGGCUGUGGAAGCGGAACAAUUCCCAAGUGCGAAGUUUCUGGGUGUGUGGGAGUCAGUGUACCCCCUUAUGCUGAGCAGAGGACCUCCCCAACGGCACCACCUCGUGGUCUACGUGCUGCUCCGCUCGGCCCACACGCACUUGCAGCUCCAGGAGUGUCUGCGCCCCUCCCCCGCUGAGGUGAGCGCUUGUCUGUGGGCUGACGCCCGGCUGGCCGGCGCCUCAGUGGCCGCCGUGGAUGGGCAGGACUGUUCAGCAGCUGAAACAGACGAGCCAGAAGGCCUUCCUGCCUCCAUCAGUGUGUCCGAGGUGUCCCCUGAUGGCGGACUGAAGAACGGCGCCCUGCCCGUCUGUGUCCUCUUGCGCCGCGCGCCGCCCAGGGGGCCUGACGUGGAGCGAGUCAGCGCAGGGACCAAGUUUGCCCUUAACCUUUGGCUCAAGACGCUCCGACCCAGCACAACACUAUUUCACUCAUGAUAUCAUUAGACAUGUAUGAGUCCCAAACCCCCCCCCCCCCCCACUUGCCAUUGUGUAAAUGUAUCUGUGUAUUGUGGACUUUCUUCACUUGUCACAAUGUUCCUAAAUACAAGUUUAAUUGAGUUGUCAAAAUAUCUAUUAACCUUUACAUGACUUUGUGCUUCUUGACUUUCAAUGUAUUUGAUUUAAAAUGUAUGUCUGCAA
This is a messenger RNA of Hippocampus zosterae (dwarf seahorse), 1404 nucleotides long. RefSeq names its product nudix (nucleoside diphosphate linked moiety X)-type motif 17 (gene nudt17). Gene Ontology annotation, biological process: NAD+ catabolic process; NADP+ catabolic process. Lineage: Eukaryota; Metazoa; Chordata; Actinopteri; Syngnathiformes; Syngnathidae. Gene Ontology annotation, cellular component: cytosol. The transcript is spliced from 9 exons. Gene Ontology annotation, molecular function: NADH pyrophosphatase activity. The record is from RefSeq and is a predicted model, not a curated record. The coding region runs from base 121 to 1200 and encodes 359 amino acids.